AGCAAUAUGUGCUUGCCAUAUCAUCUGCAAUGGGACUUCAGUUUAGAUAUAAUGACCUUGGGAGGGAGCUAAAGGUACAAAGAGAUAUGAGGAUAGAUAACUAUGAAUGAUAAUUACUGUGGCUUUCAGUCUGCCAGGUAUUACAUGACAGCCUUUUCCUGCGUUGCCCUUUUUGUGGUCACUUAACAGUUGUGAAUCAUGCCUGUGUGAUUCACACACAGAUACGAUACAAUCUCCAUGGCAACUUGGUCACUUGAGUUAGAAAUACAAGCUGGCACAACUCAAGGUUACUCUCUCCCAAUGCUUUUAGAGCUACCAUUAGCUUUUUGAUUUGGUCUCUAUUGUGAAGCCAGAUCUCCAUACUUAAAUGCCAUUUCCAUAGCAGUUUCUUGAAUUCCAGUGUGCAGGGCAUUUUACCUUGGAAAACAAUUUCAUUCCGUAAAGGAUGACAGGAGGAUGAAACCUCCCAUCUUGCACAUAUGUGCCACAUGCUUCUGUACUAUUGAAAACAUUGUGUUUAGCUUUGGGUAGACAUCAAGUCACCAACCAUGCUUCUUUUGCUGAUGCUCCUUCUGGAGCUAGACUACUGAGAGCUAAAAACAAACAACACACGGAAUCAAAAGGUUGGUUUGAAUUCCAGGCAAAUAAAAGCACAGAAUCGGCCAAUUUAAUUUCUUUAUGUGCUCUGUUUAUUUUUCUUGCUCCUGUGUGUGUGUGUUUGUGUGUGUGUAUCUUGAUUGCAAGCAUCGUCUCCCCCUGUUGUCCAUACCCAUAAAAUGCAGUGAUCAGAAAUACGAGAAAGGCAAUGUGUUUCUUUGCCGUUCUUUUGUAACCUGACAUGAAGUAGACAGACACCUUCUGAAGUUUGUGCAUGCUGUGCUUUCCCCCCUCCCUUGCUGCAACAAGAAAAGCCUUUUCUUUUAACCUGGCUUCCUUUGAAGAAGUGAAUCAGGCAGCUUCAUGGCCUCUCAAGUUGGACCAGAUCAUUAUUCACCAGCAAGUGGAGCUUCUCCAAGUUAUACUUGGGACAGAGACCUGCAGCAAGUAUGAGAUUAAAAACCACCUGGGACAAAGAGUUUACUUUGCAGUGGAAGAAAAUGGUUGCUUUGAUCGUAACUUCUGCUCGCCGCUGAGGUCUUUUACCAUAAGGAUUACAGACAACACAGGUCAAGAGGUGAUCACAGUGAACAGACCUUUAAGGUGUAAUAGCUGUUGCUUUCCAUGUUACCUGCAAAAGUUAGAAGUUCAGUCUCCUCCUGGGACUACAGUUGGCUACGUGGUGCAGAAAUGGGACCCCCUCCUGCCCAAGUUCACUAUCAGGAAUGAAAGCAAUGAAGAUGUGUUGAAGAUAAUUGGCCCUUGUGCAACAUGCGGUUGUUUUGGAGAUGUUGACUUUGAGGUAAAAUCUCUAAACGGAAUGUCAACUAUUGGCAAGAUUUCCAAGUAUUGGUCUGGAUUUGUCAAUAACAUCUUUACCAAUACAGCCAACUUUGGUAUUCAGGUUCCUGUAGACCUUGAUGUAAAAAUCAAGGCUGUAAUGAUUGGUGCUUGUUUCCUCCUAGACUUAAUGUUCUUUGAGAACUCCUUGGAUGGAUUGUAACAAGGAAGAUGAUAGGAACAAUAAAAUAUGCAAACUACAGUUCACAGUCCCUUGAGCUCUGGAUAUUACUUUUGAACUGUACAAUCCUAUGUUUUGUUUGGGGGGAUUUUUUGUAAGAAGAAAAAAAGCAGAGGAGGCAAUGACCAAUGUUUAUUAAACUAUAAGUUACGUAAAUAA
This is a messenger RNA of Podarcis raffonei (Aeolian wall lizard), 1777 nucleotides long. RefSeq names its product phospholipid scramblase family member 5-like. Gene Ontology annotation, molecular function: phospholipid scramblase activity. Gene Ontology annotation, biological process: plasma membrane phospholipid scrambling. Gene Ontology annotation, cellular component: plasma membrane. The record is from RefSeq and is a predicted model, not a curated record. Bases 872 to 1600 code for a protein of 242 amino acids. The transcript has 7 exons. Lineage: Eukaryota; Metazoa; Chordata; Lepidosauria; Squamata; Lacertidae.